This is a messenger RNA of Rattus rattus (black rat), 1368 nucleotides long. RefSeq names its product cytosolic beta-glucosidase. Lineage: Eukaryota; Metazoa; Chordata; Mammalia; Rodentia; Muridae. The record is from RefSeq and is a predicted model, not a curated record. The transcript has 5 exons. Bases 1 to 1368 code for a protein of 455 amino acids. Gene Ontology annotation, molecular function: hydrolase activity, hydrolyzing O-glycosyl compounds. Gene Ontology annotation, biological process: carbohydrate metabolic process.
AUGACAGUUUAUAAAGGAGGCUGGGAUGCAGAUGGAAGGGGCCCUUGUGUCUGGGACACAUUCACUCAUCAGGGAGGAGAGCGAGUUUUUGAGAACCAGACUGGUGAUGUAGCUUGUGGCAGCUACACUCUGUGGGAAGAAGAUUUGAAAUGUAUCAAACAGCUUGGAUUGACUCAUUACCGUUUCUCUCUUUCCUGGUCACGUCUGUUACCUGAUGGGACGACAGGUUUCAUCAACCAGAAAGGAAUCGACUAUUACAACAAGAUCAUAGAUGAUUUGUUAAGGAAUGGUGUGACGCCCAUAGUGGCCAUUUAUCACUUUGAUUUGCCUCAAGCUUUGGAAGACCUAGGAGGUUGGUUGUCAGAAGCAAUUGUCGAAGCCUUUGACAAAUAUGCUCAGUUUUGCUUCAGUACCUUUGGAGACCGAGUGAAGCAGUGGCUCACCAUAAAUGAGCCUAAUAUUCUUGCUCUUUUGGCCUAUGACAUGGGUAUCUUUGCUCCUGGUGUGCCUCAUAUUGGGAUUGGGGGUUAUCAAGCAGCUCAUAAUUUGAUUAAGGCUCAUGCCAGAUCCUGGCACAGCUAUGAUUCUUUAUUCCGAGAAGAACAGAAGGGUUUUGUGUCCCUAUCAUUAUUUUUUUGCUGGCUAGAACCAGCAGAUCCCAACUCAGCGAUUGACCAGGAAGCUACUAAGAGGGCCAUCAAUUUCCACUUGGAUUUCUUUGCUAAACCCAUAUUUAUUGAUGGUGAUUAUCCAGAUGUUGUCAAGUCCCAGGUUGCCUCCAUGAGCAAAAAGCAAGGCUAUCCAUCAUCAAGGCUUCCAGAAUUCACAGAGGAAGAGAAGAAAAUGAUCAAAGGCACUGCCGAUUUCUUUGCUGUUCAAUAUUAUACGACUCGCUUAGUCAGGCAUCAGGACAAUAAGAAGAGAGAACUGGGCUUCCUUCAGGAUGUGGAGAUUGAAUUUUUUCCUAAUCCAUUUUGGAAAAAUGUGGGUUGGAUCUACGUGGUACCAUGGGGAAUACGAAAACUACUGAAAUAUAUUAAGGAUACAUAUAAUAACCCUGUAAUUUACAUCACCGAGAAUGGGUUUCCCCAGUGUGACCCCCCAUCUCUUGAUGACACUCAGCGUUGGGAGUAUUUCAGACAGACAUUUCAGGAACUAUUCAAAGCUAUCCAUGUUGAUGACGUCAAUCUCCAACUCUACUGUGCGUGGUCGCUUCUGGAUAACUUUGAGUGGAACAAUGGGUACAGCAGACGGUUUGGCCUCUUCCACGUUGAUUUUGAAGAUCCCGCUAGACCCCGGACUCCAUACACGUCAGCCAAGGAAUAUGCCAAGGUCAUCAGAAACAACGGCCUGGCAGGCGCUAUGUAG